AUGAUUGUGAAGAUGUUGAUUUUGUUUGUGUGCAUUCAAUUGAUGGAUUCUUGUCGUUUGAGAUGUCGAGAAAGACAAUGUGACAAUGGUUGGACGUACUACAAAAGAAAUACAACUGGGUGGUGCAUGAAAAUUGUUUCGGUACCAGAAAAAUAUAUGACAAAAAGCGAUGGUGUAGCGGCUUGUGCUGAUUUGGGAGCUGUUUUAACAUCAAUCGAUGAUUCCACAAUGAACGAUGUGAUUAACACUUUGAUGAUCGCGGCAAAUAUUCAAAAAGCAUCUUGGAUUGGUGGAACAUUGAAAACUGAGUGCACCUUAACUGAGUGUGGACAAAAAACUGCAUAUGAUGAAUGUAAACUAACUGAGACCUGUGGAUAUAAUCGAUAUAUUUGGACUGAUAAUUUCACAACUUCAAGUUCCGACGAAUAUAUUUUUGAUAGGAUAAAGAACGUUAAUUGGAUCGACACAGUGGGUUAUUAUUAUCCAUUUUCCGAAAUGUGCACAUUCACUGUUGGAAAGAUUGAUGCGUGUGAUGCAACCAUGUCCCCAAACUCGGCAGUUUGUGGAAAGAAAUCUAACAGUUGA
Caenorhabditis angaria is the source of this 585-nucleotide messenger RNA. Lineage: Eukaryota; Metazoa; Nematoda; Chromadorea; Rhabditida; Rhabditidae. The record is from the annotation of a GenBank genome assembly.